AUCGGAGGCCAGGGUGCCCACCAGGCUGCCUGACACCCACAGAUGGGUGGAGCUCAGUGCUGCUCCAGCGGGCGAGACGGGCGGGAGGACUGUGGCCCACCACGUGGAGCACUCUUGGUGAGGCAGGCGGACCUGGCCCUGUGGGUUUGGGGGUUCUGUGCCAGCUCUGCUCACGUCUUCGUGUGUGGAGGGGAUGUGAGUUAGGCUGUCAGAACAGUGCGGGCUAGAGGCGCACACGUUUCAUCUAGGCUUCGGGCGGGGCACAGCAGGUGGGUGAGGCUGCAGUGGUGGCUGCUGCCCAGGGUGGGAGGCUCAGGGGAGGCGCUUGGCGACAGGAGCAGGAAGUGAUGAGGUGGGGAGCUCAGCCGAGGGCUGCACAAAGACCUUCCUGGCCUGCCCCAGACGGAGCUGAGGACCCCUGGCCGUGGGCUUGCUUCUGUCUCUCUGCUGCUGGACUGUGCUGUUUGUAAGGCAUCCUCCACCCCGAGAAGUUCUGCUAAGAUCCCCAAGAAGGGGACAGAUCCUCUCUGGCAGAGACACUGGCAGACAAGAAGAGCCAGAGAGAAGUGGGGUGGGGCAUCAGCACCCCCAGCAGCUGCUGCUGCCUGCUGACCAGCCUCCAGCUCCUCCGGGUGCAGGGUCCCUCCUGCUGACCAGCCUCCAGCUCUUCCCAGUUCUGGGCUCCGCAGCGAGCGGCUUGGGGGCACUACCUGACACAGGAGACCAUGUCUGGGCAGAGGGUGGCUGCAGGUGGAGUCUGUGGCCUGUGGCGCACACCCAGGGGCUCUCCCGAUGCUGGUUACUAUCUGGGCUAUGGUGGCCACAGCUGUCCUGCCCCUCACGGCCGUGCUGGGCGUUACCGUGGUCACCCGCAGGGACACGGAGGGGCCAGGCAGAGCAGCCCUAGUUCACCUCACCGGGAGCCCCCGCCAGAAGGGCCUCGGCUUCACAAGAUGGGGCUGCCAGUGUCCUGGGCCCCUCCUGCCCUCUGGGUUCUAGGGUGCUGCGCCCUGCUCCUCUCGCUGUGGGCGCUGUGCACAGCCUGCCGCAGGCCUGAGGACGCUGUAGCCCCCAGGAAGAGGGCGCGGAGGCAGCGGGCGAGGCUGCAGGGCAGUGCGACGGCGGCGGAAGCGUCCCUACUGAGGCGGACCCACCUCUGCUCCCUCAGCAAGUCGGACUCCAGACUGCACGAGCUGCACCGGGGCCCGCGCAGCAGCAGGGCCCUGCGGCCUGCCAGCAUGGAUCUCCUGCGCCCACACUGGCUGGAGGUGUCCAGGGACAUCACCGGACCGCAGGCAGCCCCCUCUGCCUUCCCACACCAGGAGCUGACCCGGGCUCUGCCGGCAGCUGCAGCCACCGCAGGGUGCGCUGGCCUCGAGGCCACCUAUUCCAACGUGGGGCUGGCGGCCCUUCCCGGGGUCAGCCUGGCGGCCAGCCCUGUGGUGGCCGAGUAUGCCCGCGUCCAGAAGCGCAAAGGGACCCAUCGCAGUCCCCAAGAGCCACAGCAGGGGAAGACUGAGGUGACCCCGGCCGCUCAGGUGGACGUCCUGUACUCCAGGGUCUGCAAGCCUAAAAGGAGGGACCCACGACCCACCACAGACCCGCUGGACCCCAAGGGCCAGGGAGCGAUUCUGGCCCUGGCGAGUGACCUGGCCUACCAGACCCUCCCGCUCAGGGCCCUGGAUGUGGACAGCGGCCCCCUGGAAAACGUGUAUGAGAGCAUCCGGGAGCUGGGGGACCCUGCUGGCAGGAGCAGCACGUGCGGGGCUCGGACGCCCCCAGCUUCCAGCUGCCCCAGCCUAGGGAGGGGCUGGAGACCCCUCCCUGCCCUGAACACUCAAGGACCUGUGCUCCUUCCUCCAGAGUGAGGCCCGUCCCCCGCCCCGCCCCGCCCCGCCUCACAGCUGACAGCGCCAGUCCCAGGUCCCCGGGCUGCCAGCCCGUGAGGUCCGUGAGGUCCUGGCCGCUCUGACAGCCGCGGCCUGCCCGGGCUCCAGAGAAGGCCCGCGUCUAAAUAAAGCGCCACCGCAGGAUGAAAGCGGCCAGCCUC
Molecule: messenger RNA, 2050 nt
Organism: Gorilla gorilla gorilla (western lowland gorilla)
Lineage: Eukaryota; Metazoa; Chordata; Mammalia; Primates; Hominidae
Gene: LIME1
Product: Lck interacting transmembrane adaptor 1
Exons: 7
Coding region: 726-1868 (380 amino acids)
Biological process (GO): T cell receptor signaling pathway; B cell receptor signaling pathway
Cellular component (GO): B cell receptor complex
Molecular function (GO): protein kinase binding
Source: RefSeq, a predicted model, not a curated record